Molecule: messenger RNA, 2288 nt
Organism: Mercenaria mercenaria
Lineage: Eukaryota; Metazoa; Mollusca; Bivalvia; Venerida; Veneridae
Product: putative tyrosinase-like protein tyr-3
Exons: 9
Coding region: 1-1455 (484 amino acids)
Molecular function (GO): oxidoreductase activity
Source: RefSeq, a predicted model, not a curated record
AUGCCGUUUGGACUAGUACCUCCAAAGACUGGUUUCCGAAUACGUAAAGAAUACCGCCGACUUACAAAAGAUGAACGUAUUCGGUUGCAUUCGGCUUUCAACGUGCUGUAUCAGAAAGGAAUAAUUCACAGAUUUGGACGUUUGCAUGCUUCUGCAACACGAAGUAUACACAGAGGGGCGUCAUUUCUUGCAUGGCAUAGAGUGUUCAUUUCUGACUUAGAAGAAGAACUUCGUAAGGUUGACCCAACAGUUUCGCUGGCUUACUGGGACUAUACCAUGGAUAACAACAUGACACUCCCCAGUGAGUCUGUAGUCUGGACGCCAUGUUUCUUCGGUAACGGAAAUGGCACUGUCACGAAUGGGCCGUUUAGGGGUUGGUACGGAGGUAGGAAUCUCCCUAUACAGCGUGAUUACGCACGUGACGAAUGUGACAAUGGUAGACUGCUCAACAAGAUGGAUAUUCUCACUGUAUUGUCCAAGUGCCGGUUACAGGAUAUCUCUGCACCACCGGAUGAAGGGAGAUCAAACUUGGAAUCGUUGCACGAUAAUAUCCAUAAUUGGGUUGGUGGUGAUAUGGGUGACCUUGGCCUUUCGGCGUUUGAUCCACUCUUUUAUUUCCACCAUGCUUUUGUGGAUUACAUAUGGGAGUUGUUUAGAAGAAAUCAAGUGUUAAGGUGUGGAGUUGAUCCCGAAACUGACUAUCCGAUAGAUAAACUGGCAGCUGAUGACCGUGACGGCCAUAGAGCCUUCGACAGAAUGUAUGGCUAUGAGCACUUACGCAAUAUCGACGGACUAUCACAUAUAUUCAUCAAAAAGUUUUACAAGUAUGAGACGGUCCCUCAAUGUCCUGACUGUGGGUCGACAUAUUUAUACUGUGAUAAACGUUUACAGAUCUGUGUAUCACGUGACAGGAGUGCAUGUGAUAUACCACCAGGCAGGAACACGUACGUAGGAAGUGGAUUUGAAGGUGUAGAGGUUGGGUUUACUGGGAGAGUGGACCCAGGUUUUCUCCAGUUUCCUAAGCUGCACCCUUUCCCUAACAAUCACGAGGGUGACAGACGACACCGGGAUAUGUCACACGAAGAAGCACAUGCUAUUCAAAUGCGGGAAUCGGGUACUAGACUGUAUUCCGAUUUGAAAUCGCCUUUUUCACCGGUGUACUCCCUGCAGCCGGGAAUGUUCGGUUCGAAAGGUCAAGGACGUCCUUUUCAGUUUCACAACGGCUUUGGCAGCUUUUCACAAUAUGAUGCUAUGUACUCUCCUCUUGCAUGGCCAUACAGGCGUCCAUUUUCACAAGGAUUAGGUAACCGUUUUCUGCCUCCGAAUCCUGUUCCAUUUUCCGGAAGUGUGAUGUCAUAUCCGUCAGUUUUCAGCUACAAUACCGGAAGUUUACAGUUUCCACAAUAUUCACCGAACAGACCUUUUGUGACUUCACAGAAAGGAUAUUACAACUAAAUUCAGACUAUUAGAAUUUUGGAAAAUUUGGUAAAGGAUUGUUCGACUAGUGCUAUCUUAACAACAAUAUUAAUUUCCUUGGAAGUCCUCGGCUGUCUGUUCAUGACAAUAUUUAAGUUGUUCAUACAUUUGUUGAGAUGUUCUUUGAAUUUUGAACGUAGUUCUGUGCGUUAUAUAAGUUGUUCAAUACAGUGUUAAAAUUGUUUUGUACAUUUUAUAAAUUAUUACGUAGAGUAACUAAGCUGUUAUAUAUGAUAGACAAAUUGUGCAUUUUGUAAUUUGUUCUGAUUGUUUUCGAGCUGUUUUGUACAUCUUUUAUAAGUUGUAAAUAUAGAAUUAUUAAUUUGUUCUGUUCUUCUGCAUUUUGAAAGCUGACGGUUAUUAGAAGUAAUUUGCCUUUAGCCUGCCGGUGGAAAGUGAUUCAACCUUUGCGAUCAGUGCAGGCCAAGAUACGUGUAGGCUGAUCGUGCUCUGCACUGUUCGCUAUUCAAUCAGUAAAUUUUGAGCGAACAUCCCUCUGAAUAAUAAGUGGUACUGUCAAAAUUGAAUGGGGGACCGGUCCAUCUUAGAGCAGGCUAAGGGCUAAAAGUUGGUAUGGGUAUUUCGUAUCUUAUGUAGAAUUUAUUGUGAAUAUUACAAGUUGCUAUGUGCAUUUUACUUCUUGUUAUCGUAUUGAAUAAUUUUCCGCCGUCACAAGUUGAUUAUGUCAAAGUAACAGGAUCUACAUUUGGAGAAAUUUUACUUUUAAACUAUAUGUAACCACUUGUUUAAGUCAUAUAUCAAUUUACGAAAUGAACAAAACUAGUUGCAAAAUGUAUUUUCAAAUGCAUAAA